Vespa velutina is the source of this 3036-nucleotide messenger RNA. RefSeq names its product protein Abitram. Lineage: Eukaryota; Metazoa; Arthropoda; Insecta; Hymenoptera; Vespidae. The transcript has a single exon. Gene Ontology annotation, cellular component: nucleus. The record is from RefSeq and is a predicted model, not a curated record. Bases 205 to 948 code for a protein of 247 amino acids.
UGGCAUAGGUCUGUUCACCUGCGCUCUGCGAUGCGCUCAAACAGUGCGCUAUUGUAUUGUUACGAAUGAAAUAUGUACAUAUCAUACUCGGGCAUAUUAAGUAGAUAUAUACUGACGCGCGCACACAUAUAAAGAAUCAAGAGAGAGUAGCAUCGAUCAAAGAGAAUUCCGAAAAAAGGCAAAAGUUAACAAUUGUCAGGUAUAAUGGAACCAUCGGCAAAAAAAUUAAAAACUACUGAGGAAAUUGACGUUAUUAAAAGUAACGAUAAAUAUAAAAUAAAAAUGGAUGUAAGCUUUGAAUUGGACGAUCACGAGGGAGUAAUUAACUUGGACGAUAAAUCGAACGAAAAAAAAGAAGAUCCGAUUUUCUUAACAGAUGACGAUUCAUUUGUAUUUCCACCUGACAACGAUAUAUCCGAUAUGUUGGAAGGCAUCGACUAUAGUGGUUCGUUACCAACUAUUACAGAACGUUACUUUUCUACGUAUUAUAAAGUUGACGUUCAAAGGCCCGGAGACGAUAUGUGUAUCAGAGUACACAGUAAUCGUAUUUGUUUGAUUUCGUUAGCACCGAGUCAUAAUAUUUUUCAAAAUGGUAACAAAAUAUUAAAAGUUGAUUACAAAGUAAGCGACAAGUUAGAUAGGAUGUUAAAUAAGGUCUCUGGAAAAAGUAAACACGGUGCUCAACCUUUGCAAAUUAAUUCUAACAUUUGUGCGAUAUCUUGUUCGGACGGACAAAUAUACACAAUAAAGUGCUGUAUUAUUGGGAAAUUAAUAGAAGUUAAUGAAAUAUUAUUGCAUUAUCCUGAACUUUUAAAGGAGCCACCGCACAAAGGUGGAUACUUGGCCCUUGUGCUGCCUAACUUAAAGCUAUUGGAUAAAAUAAAAGAUACAUUAUUAACAUCGGAGGAAUAUAAAACAUUUAUACUCUCGCGUAAAUCUAAAGUAUAAAUUUUUUAAUCGUUAAUUGAUUAUGUUAAGACAAUAAUAUAGUUUGCCUUUAACGAAAGUAUAAGAUUAUUAACAAAAAUACAUAUAUAAGAUUGUAAUUAUUUUUGAUAUAGGAUCGUCAUAUGAAAACUUGAUAGGAACGAUAUCUUUAAGCGGCGCAUAUCCUUUAAAAAAUAAUCUUAUUAACGAUCAUGAGAGAAGAGAAAGGGGGCAGAAAACGGGAGAGAGAGAGAGAGAGAGAGAGAGUGACAUAUAAUAUGCAAGUAUUGUGUAUUUUCUUUCUCAGAUAAAAUAACUUAUAUCAGAGAACUAUAAAUUAACUAAAACUCAUCAAUGGCACUCUAAAAACCCGUAUAUUUCUUUUAUACAAUCUUUCUCCCUAUACUAUUUAUUUUCUUCAUCUUGUUUCUUUCGAGGAUCUUUCAAUAGAUUACUCAAAAUAAUGCCUACAAAAAUGAUCAUACCUAUUCUCUGAUUAGAUACAAAUUUAUGAGCACAAUCAUUAGGAUUAUUGAUAUCCAAAGUAUUUAUCUGAAAAACCAAAUAUAUAAUAUUAUGGUUGUAUUUAUAGCAAUUUAUACACACACACACAAAUAUUCUGAUAUAUAUAUAUAUAUAUUAAUCACAAAGUUCUUACCUGACUGACGAGAUGUUUUCCAGUUAAUCCUACUGCUACGUAAUAUGGCCAAGUUUGCGCAGUUACAAUACCAGACGUUAGUAAUCCUGCUAUCAUAGAUACACCAAAGGCAGACAAAUAAAGUUGCGUUUUGUCUCCAAACUUCAAUGCGGUCGAUUUAAUGUUUAACAGUAGAUCAUCCGCCUUGUCCUAAUAUAAUAGAAUAUUCUUAAUAACGUAAUAGUGUUCUUAAACAUUCAUAGAAACGAUGAAACGCAUUUACGCUUACUUGAUGGGCAUAAAUGGUAUCAUAUAUGAUAGUCCAACAAAUUCCACUGACAUAAAGUGGUAAGCAUAUAGACCAAUCGCAUGAUCCUCGCACCGCUGACCAUCCUAAGAGAGCUCCCCAAUUGAAGGUCAUACCCAAUAUAAAUUGAGGCCAAUACGUUACUCUUUUCAUUAAAGGAUAAAUUAUUACCAAGCCUGUAAUGAAUAAUAAAUAUGAUAUAUAUAUAUAUAUAUAUAUACAUAUAUACAUAUAUACAUAUAUACAUAUAUAUAUAUAUAUAUAUGCGUUAAAUCUUUUUUAUCCUUUUAUUUUAUCGAUAAGCAACAACCUAAAGAACUUGCACCAAGUAAAACGCUAUACCAGUUCAAUUGUAAUAGGACAAGUAAACCUAAACUCAAUUGUCCUCCAAGAAAAAUUAACGACUGUAAAUACGUAAUUUGUCCAGUAGCCAAAGGUCUAUCGUUUGUUCUCGCUACCUAACAAAAAUUUUAUAUAUUUCAUAGAGUAUUAUAAAAUUGUAAGAUGGUAAUAAGUCGAAUAAUAGAUUUAGAUACCAUUUUGUCGAUAUCACUAUCCCACAUAUCAUUUAUGGUACAACCAGCGCCUCGCAUUAUAAAUGCACCUAUUCCAAAUAGCGUCAAUAAUUUAAGAUCUGGUAAAGAAGCUGGAGAUGCCGCCAUAGCUAUACUCCAGCCGCAAGGCCAAAAUAACAACCAUGAUCCUGAAAAUGCAAUACCAUUUAUUAAUAUAUACAAUAAUUAUAGUUGUGCCCAAUUAACGUACAUCUUACCUAUAGGUUUAUCUAUUCUCAUAAGCCUCAUGUAUGGUUGUAUUUUUGGAGAAGAAUUAUUCAAUAUUCUCGCCGCUAAUCUCGAAUAUCUUCUCUCCUGACAAUUGGAUAAAUUAAUAUAACACAAUGUAGGUAAUCCUAACAAAGGUUUAACAUUAUCGCCUAUGUCAAAUUGUAUUUUAUAUUUGUACUUAAUUUUGACAGAGGAUAAAGUAUUAAAAUUCUUAAAGGAACAUAAACUGCUUAAAGUUAUCUUGAUCUUUUUUUCAUUAGAGUUAUUAAUAUACGUUGACAAUCCAUAAAAUGCGCCCAGUUUUUGACCACUUCUUAUUAAUAACAUGGUUUUAUAUUUUAUCUGAAAUGUAUGUUUAAUAAAAAAAGAAUUGGAAUGGA